Molecule: messenger RNA, 4921 nt
Organism: Calypte anna (Anna's hummingbird)
Lineage: Eukaryota; Metazoa; Chordata; Aves; Apodiformes; Trochilidae
Gene: OGDHL
Product: oxoglutarate dehydrogenase like
Exons: 23
Coding region: 241-3285 (1014 amino acids)
Biological process (GO): tricarboxylic acid cycle
Cellular component (GO): mitochondrion; oxoglutarate dehydrogenase complex
Molecular function (GO): oxoglutarate dehydrogenase (succinyl-transferring) activity; thiamine pyrophosphate binding
Source: RefSeq, a predicted model, not a curated record
CCCGGCCCCGCCCCGCCGUGACCUCAGCGCGCGCACCGGGCGCUGCCGCAGCCGUUGCGGCGCGCGCCUCACGUGACUCAGGUAACGGUUCCCCGCCCCGCCGCUCCCGCAGCGCCUCUCGUGCCGUGGGCGAACGGGGAGGCGGAGGGGGAGGUGGAGGCGGUGCCGCCGCUGCCCACGGACGCGCUCAGAGCCCCUCCCGCCCCCCGCAGAGUUGGAUCUUCUGUCUGAUAAACAGACAUGAGUCAUCUGAAGUUGUUAGCGGCUACACUGAAGUGGAAUGGCAUUAAACUUCUGGGAAAGCAAGAAAUAGGCAGAAGGAUAUUUUUACACAGCCAACGGUAUGCUUCAUCAGGAACUUCAGAACCAUUCCUGAGUGGGAGUAAUUCAAGUUAUGUGGAGGAAAUGUAUUAUGCAUGGCUUGAAAACCCUAAAAGUGUACAUAAGUCCUGGGAUUUGUUUUUCCGAAAUGCUAAUGCAGGUCAAGCGUAUGAUCCCCAUCUACUGGACCAGCUGGAAAGAAAACCAUCAUUUCUUCAGAGCCAUGGCCUGGCCCAGACACCAGCUAAAGCUGAAAAGCUUGUUGAAGAUCAUCUUGCUGUGCAGUCUUUGAUAAGAGCAUACCAAAUCCGUGGCCAUCAUGUUGCUCAGCUGGAUCCCCUUGGAAUUUUGGAUGCAGACUUGGAUUCUUUUGUUCCAUCUGACUUAAUCACCACAAUUGAUAAACUUGGGUUUUAUGGUUUGCAUGAGUCAGAUUUGGACAAAGUCUUCCAGCUGCCUACAACCACCUUCAUAGGAGGAAAGGAGAACAGUCUGUCUUUACGAGAGAUCAUCAAAAGGCUGGAGAAUACCUACUGCCAGCACAUUGGCCUGGAGUUUAUGUUCAUCAAUGAUGUGGAGCAGUGCCAGUGGAUCCGGCAGAAGUUUGAGACACCAGGAAUUAUGAAGUUUACUAAUGAGGAAAAAAGGACUUUGUUAGCAAGACUGGUGCGCUCCAUGAGAUUUGAAGACUUCCUUGCUCGCAAGUGGUCUUCUGAGAAGAGAUUUGGUUUGGAAGGAUGUGAAGUGAUGAUUCCUGCACUUAAGACCAUCAUUGAUAAAUCCAGUGAAAUGGGAAUCGAGUAUGUUAUAAUGGGGAUGCCUCACAGAGGGAGGCUGAAUGUAUUGGCUAAUGUAAUCCGAAAAGAGCUGGAGCAGAUCUUCUGUCAGUUUGAUCCCAAACUAGAAGCAGCUGAUGAGGGAUCUGGGGAUGUAAAAUAUCAUCUGGGAAUGUACCAUGAGAGGAUCAACCGAGCAACGAACAAGAAGAUCACUCUGUCCCUGAUGGCUAAUCCUUCCCACUUGGAAGCAGUUGAUCCUGUUGUGCAAGGGAAGACAAAAGCUGAACAGUUUUAUCGAGGGGAUACAGCUGGGAAAAAGGUUAUGUCCAUAUUACUACAUGGGGAUGCUGCCUUUGCAGGACAAGGAGUGGUUUAUGAGACGUUUCAUCUUAGUGACCUCCCUUCCUACACCACAAAUGGCACUAUUCACGUUGUGGUCAACAACCAGAUUGGCUUCACCACAGACCCCCGCAUGGCCCGUUCAUCUCCAUAUCCUACUGAUGUUGCUCGUGUGGUCAAUGCUCCCAUUUUCCAUGUGAAUGCUGAUGACCCUGAAGCAGUAAUGUAUGUAUGCAAUGUAGCUGCAGAGUGGAGGAACACAUUCAAUAAAGAUGUGGUGGUUGACUUGGUUUGUUACCGUAGGAGAGGGCACAAUGAAAUGGAUGAACCCAUGUUCACCCAGCCUCUAAUGUACAAGCAGAUUCACAAACAGGUGCCUGUGCUGAAGAAGUAUGCUGACAAACUGAUUGCAGAUGGGACUGUAACACUGCAGGAAUUUGAGGAAGAAAUUGCAAAGUAUGAUAGAAUAUGUGAAGAAGCAUAUACUAGAUCUAAGGAUAACAAGAUCCUACAUAUCAAACACUGGCUUGAUUCACCUUGGCCUGGCUUCUUUAACAUGGAUGGAGAACCCAAGAGCAUGUCUUGUCCUCCAACUGGCAUUUCAGAAGACCUGCUGACUCACAUUGGCAAUGUAGCUAGUUCAGUGCCAGUCAAAGACUUCAAAAUACAUCCAGGACUCUCUCGGAUUUUGAAAGCCCGCUUGGAAAUGACCCAGAACAGGGUUGUUGACUGGGCCUUAGCAGAAUACAUGGCUUUUGGCUCUGUUCUGAAGGAAGGCAUCCAUGUCCGACUGAGUGGACAGGAUGUGGAGAGGGGCACUUUCAGCCAUCGUCAUCACGUGCUUCAUGAUCAAGAAGUGGACAAGAGAACAUGUGUGCCCAUGAACCACCUCUGGGAGCAGCAGGCCCCCUAUACAGUGUGCAACAGCUCCCUGUCUGAAUAUGGUGUCUUAGGUUUUGAGCUUGGCUUUGCUAUGGCGAGUCCCAAUGCUCUGGUGUGCUGGGAGGCCCAGUUUGGUGACUUCCACAACACUGCCCAGUGUAUAAUAGACCAGUUCAUCAGCUCAGGCCAGGCCAAGUGGGUUCGGCACAAUGGGAUCGUCCUGCUCUUGCCACAUGGAAUGGAAGGAAUGGGUCCAGAGCAUUCAUCAGCCAGGCCUGAGAGGUUUCUGCAGAUGAGCAAUGAUGAUUCUGAUGCUUAUCCAGAGUUCACUGAGCAGUUUGAAGUUUCCCAGCUGUAUGAAUGCAACUGGAUUGUGGUGAAUUGUUCAACCCCAGCCAAUUACUUUCAUGUCCUCAGAAGACAGAUCUUGCUGCCAUUCAGAAAACCGCUGAUUGUUUUGACACCCAAGUCACUACUGAGGCAUCCAGAAGCUAAAUCCAGUUUUGAUGAAAUGGUGUCUGGUACCACUUUCCAACGAGUGAUUCCUGAGAAUGGGCUGGCAGCUCAGGCACCACAUGAAGUCAAGAGAGUGAUUUUCUGCACUGGAAAAGUGUAUUAUGAUCUUGUGAAAGAGAGAAAGAAUCAAGACCUGGAGAAACAAGUGGCUAUAACCAGACUUGAGCAGAUCUCACCAUUCCCCUUUGACCUGUUGAAAGAAGAACUUGAGAAAUAUCCAGGUGCUGAUCUGGUUUGGUGUCAAGAGGAACACAAAAACAGUGGAUACUAUGAUUAUGUCAAACCUCGUUUCCGCACGAUUGUGAACCACACUCGACCUAUCUGGUAUGUUGGCCGAGAACCUGCUGCUGCAGCUGCCACAGGCAACAAGAACAUGCAUUUGGUGUCACUCAGAAGGUUCUUGGAUACAGCUUUCAACCUGGAAGCCUUUGAAGGGAAGACAUUCUAACUGCAGGGCACCAACCCAUCUCUGAGUAGUAUUCUCUCAAAUCACUGCAUCCAAAAUAGAAAAUAAAAGUGGGGAAAAUACUGGAAGUUAUGUAUUUUUGCUUUAUCAGAUAUAAUGGUCCAUCUGACUUCAUUAACCUACAACUUGCUCCCCUGUUUGUAAGGAAAAAAAAAAAUCCUACUUAGCCUUUCACCAUUUUUUUGUCUAUUUAGAUCAGGACCUCUUUGGCACAAGGAGAGCCUGUCCAAGGAUGCAUUGUCUAGCUCAGUGGAGCUCAGUGAGGCUCCAGUCUCAGUCUGUGGGCACUGUCUGAUUACUUUAAGUAGAGCAGGAACACAGACAAACUGUAGCUAGGCACAUCCCUUGAAAAGAUGGUAAGAUGUUUGAGAGCCACCGAGAUACCUUGUAUAAUGAAAAUGGUCAACAGUUAUUUCUAGGUAUAUUGGAGAGGAGUAGUGAAACCAAAAAGCAGAGAUGGUAGAUGGCUCUGGUAGGGAAAUGUACUGGUUGUGGCUGGUGGAAGGAGAUGGCAAGGUAGCCUGGUGAUGUGAGGAGAAGGCUGGAAAUUGGGAGUCAGCUUGAAUGGCUGCUGAACAGGUGAUAGGUGAUAAAAGGAGUAGUGUGGACCACUUAGGUGUAACGUGGAGAAGAGUGAAGCCAGAAACUAAAGGGACCAAGAAAAAGUUUGUUGGGGUAGUUGAGGAGGGACCACAGCUGACAGAGCAGUGGGUGAUCAGCAGGAGAAUUCAGUAUCAAAUGACUUGAGAAGUAAGAGGCAACAGCAACAAAUGCUCCCACUCUCUGGGCUGCCUGCUUUGGUGCUUUUUGGUAUCAGGGAACUGUGCUGAGUGUGCUCCUGGAACAGAGUUGUGUUCUUGGCAGUACAUUUUACCCUGCAGAAGUUGUAUUGGCUAUGGCAUAAUAAAGUUUGACAGUUUAUGCCUGAUUCAGAGUCAGGUGAUGUUGGAAAGCUUCUUGUCUCAUCAAAAUAAUUAAAAAAACACUAUUAAAAACCUUUAGCUAUUAUCAGGUACUUCUCGCUGGGGCUGUGUGGGCUUAUGCUGUCCCUUUAUUUGGCCUGGAGACAACACAGUGGUGAAAAAAAUGUGGUAAAGUACUUGCCAUGGGAUUCAGAACCAAGCUUAGUCUAAUGUUUGUGAAACUCUCUGGCACCUUUUAAAAUCAGGCUCGUUGCCCUAAACUUUUUGUCUCAUUGAAACAGUGAGGCUAAUUCAGUCUUUUGAAACCUAAUGAACUUGGAAAGCACUUCAGUUGACACUCUCCUGUCCUUUUCUGUAGCUCAACAGCUGAUAGGCAGUAACCACGACACAAAGUAUUUUAAUGCUUUUAUGAAUGCUUCCUUCUGUGGCAAGAACUGAGUGCAGCUAUAUAUUGUUGGCUGUUUAUUGUAUUCUCAGUCUGCAUAAGGCAGGUCAGUGCUGCAUGAAAUAAGAUAAAUGCCACUUAUGCCACAGUAUAUGCAGAGGUAGAAAACAAAUCAUAGAAAUGUAAGUGGUAAAUGACAGGUUUCCAUUUUCAUUGUGUAUCAUAGAUUGUGGUAUAAUACUUGCAUCAAAAUUCUAUCAAAGAAUGUAAAAAAUGCAAUAAAAUAAAAAUACAUAAGUAUAGAACAAAA